AUGCCUGCGAUCAUGGAUGCACUACGGACGGGUAAGGCACUGCCAACAAUCACAAAACCAUCAACGCUGUAUCGCAUCCUCAGAGAUCCUAACCACGAGGUGAUGACCUACGGUCGGCCGGAAGGCUGGCAGUUUCACGAGCGAACUUACAUAAUGAGUAAUAUUCGUGCUGCGGCCCGUCAAUGUGGUCUUGAAACCCCCGAACACUCACAGUUGUGGUUAAAGAAUGGCGUUUUCCACCCAUUUGCCAUGGAUUGCGGUCUGCCCGAUGAUUUCGAUCACGGGAAUGCGUACGACUUCUUUGUUGCCAAGCUGAAACGAAUGAGAGGAACAUGCGACUGGCGAGAGAUAGACAACCCAAACCGAGAGACAGCUGAGGUUGGGGAGUUGAUGGUCGCUGUGGCCUAUUUAUGGUUUCGAAAUAUUAGGUCGGACCUUGACAACGGAAUUCCUAUUGAUCGCUGUGGUCGUGACGAAAUCGGUUUGAUCCCGCAUCCAACACUUCGAUGGCUGCUUUCCUCUUCAAUCGGACAUCGUCGUCACGGCGAAGCCAUGGCCCUUGGUAUCUCCAACUUGGACCCUACCGGAGGUAGUCCCUGUGUCUUCGACUACUCCAAGUGCAAUAUAUGUUGGGAGACCCAAGGUUGCAAUGCCAUGAAACAUGACUUCGAUGAGAAAUAUUAUCCUGUGAUGUUCGGAAUGCUCGCUAAAGUCAGAAGCACCUCCAUCAAUGGAGUUGAUCCUACACUUACCAUCAGCGAGCUCACCGAAGGCAAAUUGCUUCCGGAACAUUUUCCGACGUUCGAACCAGAUGAUGAGUCAGGAGUUCCAGACAAGAUGGAGGACGAAUCCAGCUAUUUGAACGAGGUUGCCGAUUCGGAGCCCGCCUUUGUGGUUAGCGGUUCCGGUCUGCUUGAUGACGACGUGCGAACGGAAGACUUCGGAUUUGUUCCUGGCUGGGUGGACCUUCGAGACUAUGGCAUCGAUGAGGCUGGUCGGCAGUUGAUCUUAGAUGAUAUUGCAGAUUCUCCUGAGCGUCCGCUUGACGUUCAAGCCUAUCAGGCAUUGACGGACGAUGGAAUUGCACAAAUCGACCCUGAUGAGCCUAGUGCGGCAGGAUUCCAAUUGGUCCUCGAUGUGCUUCAACAGUACUAUGAGUCCAACCGUGAUAGCAUGUUUGCUAUAUUGCAAACAGCGUCCUUCAGCACAUUGUACGCUUCAUUCAGCGUUGGCUUCGGUACAGAGCCCUCCACAUUCACAAUCCCCCCCUUGCCAGAAAACCCGUCCCCACUGGAAAGCCCGACGAAGGGCAAUGUGCAGAGCUCUGUCAUCAACGACCCUCCCUCCCGUGGCUUGAAGGCAGAAGGGCCAGCCAAGCGUGUUGUCAUAAAAGACUCCUCAUACCAUGGGUCACCAACCGGUUCGGGUCGGAAGCGGCCUACUUUGCCCUCGAUAUUGAGUCUGGAAGGGCCAGCCAGUUCCAGAGCGGUUUCGAGUGUUCUGCACGGACUGGUUCCACCGUCGCCACAUCGUUCGGGCUUUGGAUUACGCCGUGGGCUUUUCCCGUCACAGUCACUGACACCGGCGAGCGCCUUAACUCGACCACAAGGAAAGAAGACGGACAAAGAUGAAGACGAAACAUCGGAAGGUAAUGGAGAGGCAGACUUGGAAUAG
This is a messenger RNA of Exophiala bonariae, 1674 nucleotides long. RefSeq lists its product as uncharacterized. The transcript is spliced from 3 exons. The coding region runs from base 1 to 1674 and encodes 557 amino acids. Lineage: Eukaryota; Fungi; Ascomycota; Eurotiomycetes; Chaetothyriales; Herpotrichiellaceae. The record is from RefSeq and is a predicted model, not a curated record.